UAUUCACACAGCAAACACACCAUGAUUUUGUUAGAUUACCACAACGUCAUCAUCAAGAACACUUUAGAUGCCAGACUCAAAGGCGAGAAGGUCGAGCCCGUUGAUAUGACUGUAGCUGAUUUCGAUGGUGUUACAUAUCAUAUUAGCACACCAGAGUCCAACAAUGUCAUUCACAUCUCUCUUGGCUGGGCUUGUGCUGCUGAACUCUUUGGUCAUGGUGCCAAAGAAGUUUUACAACGCGAGUAUGGCACCUUACUUUUAGAUUCGCCUGAACAAGGUUAUGAUGUCACUCUUGCCAUUGAUUUGGAACAAUUGCCUGCAGAUGCUGAGGCUAAGGAUGAGCUUGUGCGCAAAGUUUCUCUUUUAAAGCGUAAUUUGUUGGCUGCUCCUUUUGAAAUAGCGUUCCAAGAACAGGAACAAUGCGAAAAGGAACAAAAAACUGAAAUCAAAUCAGAGUUGAUGGCCGUUCAUUAUCGUCAAGAAGAAGCCAUCUAUGUCAAAUCCAACUUUGAUCGUAUUACAGUUAUCUUCAGUACAACUUUUAAGGAUGAGACGGACAAGAUUUUCGGAAAAGUAUUUUUGCAGGAAUUUGUUGAUGCUCGUCGUCGUGUACCUGCUUUACAAAAUGCCCCUCAAGUCUUGUAUUCUAUCCGUGAACCUCCAUUGGAACUUCGCCAUUUAAAUUUGAAGGACAGCGACGAUGUCAGUUAUGUUACAUUUGUCUUAUUCCCUAACCAUUUCACUACUGGUGAUGUGCGUGAGGAAACUAUUUCUCGUAUUCAAAUUUUCCGUGAUUAUCUUCAUUAUCACAUUAAAUGUUCAAAGGCAUAUAUGCACACACGUAUGAGAGCUCGUGUUCGUGAUUUCUUGAAGGUCUUAAACAGAGCUAAACCAGAGAUUACAAACGCUGAAAGGAAGACAGCAAGUGGAAGAACUUUCCGUAGAUCUUAAAAGCUCUAUUUUUUUUUUUUUACAUAAAGUUUUCAUUUAUAUUGUAGUGAUAUUUUUAAGCACCGGGUAGAAUUAAAAAAAAAAAAGUCCCCUUGUUUAAACAUUUCUUUUCU
Molecule: messenger RNA, 1064 nt
Organism: Mucor mucedo
Lineage: Eukaryota; Fungi; Mucoromycota; Mucoromycetes; Mucorales; Mucoraceae
Product: Arp2/3 complex, 34 kd subunit p34-Arc-domain-containing protein
Exons: 6
Coding region: 22-951 (309 amino acids)
Biological process (GO): Arp2/3 complex-mediated actin nucleation; actin filament polymerization
Cellular component (GO): actin cytoskeleton; Arp2/3 protein complex
Molecular function (GO): actin filament binding; structural constituent of cytoskeleton
Source: RefSeq, a predicted model, not a curated record